Phacochoerus africanus (Common warthog) is the source of this 6448-nucleotide messenger RNA. It is a transcript of the gene LMO7, whose product is annotated as LIM domain 7. Gene Ontology annotation, biological process: regulation of signaling; regulation of cell adhesion. Gene Ontology annotation, molecular function: protein binding. The transcript has 34 exons. Lineage: Eukaryota; Metazoa; Chordata; Mammalia; Artiodactyla; Suidae. The coding region runs from base 289 to 5727 and encodes 1812 amino acids. The record is from RefSeq and is a predicted model, not a curated record.
UGGUGCAGCGUGCGCCUCUGGUCGCCCUUCUCCGCCUCCCGAACUCUGCCGGGCUGCCCUGGUUCUCGCGGAUCCGGGGGCGUUUGCAGGCGUUUAGAGAAAGCCACGUCUUCAAAUUCUUGUGGGUUCGAAACUUUAUCGAACUGCAGAGCGCAACAAAGGGAAGGAGAGCCCCGGCUUCUUGCCGACGAAGAGAGGCCCAGGCGGCCGGCCGGACGCGCGGGAUCCCAGCCUUCUCGCGCGUCCACCAGGUUUUUCUUUCCUGCUCUUUCCCUAGCUCUGGAGGGGAUGGAGGAGGCGGAGAUCGACUGCGCCCUAGCGUUCGCCGAGGCCCAGAGAUGGGUGGAGGCAGUAACAGAGAAGAAUUUUGAAACAAAGGAUUUUCGAGCCUCUCUAGAGAAUGGUGUUCUGUUGUGUGAUUUGAUUAACAAGCUUAAACCUGGUAUCAUUAAGAAGAUCAAUAGACUGUCCACACCAAUAGCAGGUUUGGAUAAUAUAAAUGUUUUUUUGAAAGCUUGUGAACAGAUUGGAUUGAAAGAAGCCCAGCUUUUCCAUCCUGGGGAUCUACAGGAUUUAUCGAAUCGAGUCACUGUCAAGCAAGAAGAGACUGAUAGGAGAGCGAAAAAUGUUUUGAUAACUUUGUACUGGCUGGGAAGAAAAGCACAAAGUAACCCCUACUAUAAUGGUCCCCAUCUUAAUUUGAAAGCCUUUGAGAAUCUUUUAGGACAAGCUCUGACUAAGGCACUUGAAGAGUCUAGCUGCCUGAAAAGGAGUGGCAGGGACAGUGGUUACAGCGAUAUCUGGUGUGCUGAGCGAGGAGAAUUUCCUGCUCCUCCAGGCAACUAUAAUAGAGAAGAUUCAUUCGAAAGCUUGGACUCUUUGGGGUCCAGGUCAUUCACAAGCUGCUCCUCUGAUAUCACAUUGAGGGGGGCACGUGAAGGUUGUGAAAGUGACACAGAUUCUGAAUUUACAUUCAAGAUGCAGGAUCAUAAUAGAGAUGAUAUGUCCUACCGAAGGAUUUCGGCUAUUGAACCAAAGUCUGCGUUACCCUUCAAUCGCUUUUUACCCAACAAGAGUAGGCAGCCAUCCUAUGUACCGGCACCCUUGAGGAAGAAAAAGCUGGACAAAAAUGAAGAUAACAGAAGAAGCUGGGCAAGCCCGGUCUACACGGAAGCAGAUGGAACAUUUCCAAGCAGCAGAGCAGAGUGUGAUUUUUCGAAUCCAGCAUCCUAUCAGAAGGAGGUGUACAGUUCUGGAAGUGGAUCGGACUCGGAGGAGGACCGGAGGUUGCCUGAUGUGGUUUUGGACGACUUAGCCAACCGUAGAUUCCACAAGAAAAAGAGGCUCGAGGGUGUCAUCUCGCAAACCACCUCUCCUAAGUCUGGUUCAUGUUUUUUUUCUCCCACUGACCCAUUAGCCGCUGGGCUGUACAAACUGACGAGUAACGAGAGGAGAACUUGGGGCACCAAUGUGGAGCAUUGGCCAAGAGCACAAGAAACCUCAGACUCCUCUUGUUACUUGGAAGAGGAAGAAGAAAAGACAAGCAUACCCAACACGGUAAAGGAUGAUCUUUACGUGCGAAAGCUAAGCCCAAUCAUGCCAAGCCCAGGGAAUGCUUUUGAUCAGUUUCUUCCCAAAUGCUGGAUCCCAGGAGAUGUGAACUGGAAACGAAUAAAAAGGGAAACUUACAAACCGUGGUAUAAAGAAUUUCAGGGAUUCAGUAGAAGGGAUUCAGACUCUGACGAUGAGGAUUCAGGCUUUGACAGAAGCUCUGCCCUUUUUAGUAAAAGACAAAAAGCAGAUCAUAGGCUAGACAGCAGCCGCCAAAGGCAUUCACUCUUGCUGGAACUGGCUACCAAGUGGGCCAGAAACUCCCAGGACACCCAUGCAGCCAGGAGAACCAGUGGUGCUUCGGAUGAGCCCAGUCAGUUCUUAUUACUUCAGGCCCUCCAGACGUAUUCUGAUGACAUCCUGUCCUCUGAAACCAGUAUCAAAAUUGAUCCCACUGCCGGCCCCAGGCUCAUAACACGCAGAAAGAAGCUCUCUUCCGCACCAGGGUAUAGACCAGAGGACCUUGAGACGGCAGCCCUGGAUCCUGACUUAGAGAACGAUGACUUCUUUGUCAGAAAGACGGGGGCCUUCCAUGCCAACCCUGGGGUCCUCCGGGCUUUCGAGGACCUGAGAAGGCUUGCCGGGCAUGAGGAUCCCGUGGAGCGCGACAUCAUUCUGCAGUGUCGGGAAGGCGAACUUGUCCUUCCAGACCUAGAAAAAGAUGACAUGAUCAUUCGCCGCAUUCCGGCACAGAAGAAAGAGGUGCCUCUCUCGGGAGCCCCAGACAGAUACCAGCCAGUCCCUUUCCCAGAACCCUGGACGCUGCCUCCGGAAAUUCAAGCAAAAUUUCUGUGUGUUCUUGAAAGGACGUGCCCACCCAAAGAACAAAGCAGUAGCUGUAGAGUGCUCGUUCCUUCAAACCGGCAGAAGAAAGACGACAUGCUGGCUCGUAAGAUCCAGUCUUGGCAGCUGGGGACCCCCGUGCUGCCUCCCCCCAGCUUCACCCCCGGUCCCUGCAGUGAGGCAGACUUACAGAAGUGGGAGGCCAUCCGCGAGGCCAGCAGGCUUAGGCACAAGAAGCGGCUGAUGGUCGAGAGACUCUUUCAAAAGAUUUAUGGUGAGAACGGGAGCAAGUCCCUGAGCGAUGUCAGCGCCGAGGAUGUUCAGAACUUGCGUCACCUGCGUUAUGAGGAGAUGCAGAAAAUCAAGUCACAGUUAAAAGAACAAGAUCAGAAAUGGCAGGAUGACCUUGCAAAAUGGAAAGAUCGUCGAAAAAGCUACACUUCAGAUCUGCAAAAGAAAAAAGAAGAGAGGGAAGAGAUUGAGAAGCAGGCUCUUGAGAAGUCGGAGAGAAGGUCUAAGACAUUUAAUGAAAUGCUGCAGGACAGGGAAUCCCCAAAUCAGACAUCUACGGUUACAUUGAAGAGGAGGCUGUAUUCUUCUGAUGAUGGAUUGAAUGAAGAAAAGCUUCCCUCGACACUGAUGACGUCAGAAGCAAGUUCCCAGAGUGAGGGAGCAGAGGAGCAGGGAACAGCUUACCCUUCCGACAUGCCUAAGCAGAAUUCCACAGCUUUUGCAAACAGGAAAGCUCCUCUCAGAGAUGAAACUCAGCUUCCUUCUAAAAGCCCUGUGGAGGAACAACGCCCAGCCUCUUUGUCUUCUCAGCAUUCACUGAAUACACAAACGGAGUCUGUUGCAGUUUCAGCUUCUCUCCCCAGAAGUUACCAGAAAACUGAUACGACCAGGUUAACAUCUGUGGUCACACCAAGACCUUUUGGCUCACAGUCAAGGGGAAUCUCAUCCCUCCCGAGAUCCUACACGAUGGAUGACGCUUGGAAGUAUAAUGGAGACGGGGACAGCGUUAAGAGAACCCAAAACAGUUCGGUCAGCACCUCUGUGCAAAAACCUGACAAGAGCCAGCUUGAGUCCAGCCCAUCCAGCAAAAGAGAGGCAGCAACAUCCCUAGAGAGUGGGCUGAGCUGGCCCUCCCCUACACCCCCCUUCUCAGCUCCUUCUCAGGACCAGGCCACCACUUCCAAAGACACGCUAUCUUCAAUGUCUAGCCCAGAUUUAACGUCUGAGCUUGGUGAAGGGAGACACUCACCACAGACAGAGGUCUCAAGAUCGCAGGAUCAGUUCAGUGAUAUGAGAAUCAGCAUAAACCAGACGCCUGGAAACAGUCUUGACUUUGGGUUUACCGUAAAAUGGGCUUUUUCCGGGAUCUUCGUAGCAUCAGUUGAAGCAGGGAGCCCAGCAGAAUUUUCUCAGCUACAGGUAGAUGAUGAAAUUAUUGCUGUCAACAACACCAAGUUUUCCUAUAAGGACACAAAACGGUGGGAGGAAGCCAUGGCUAAUGCUCAGGAAACCGGAAACCUGGUGAUGGAUAUCAGGCGCUAUGGAAAGUCUGACUGGGGCAAAGACCAGACUUCCCUGCCAUUUACACGGCAUAAAACCCUCAAUCUCACCAGUAUGGCUACCAAAAUUAUAGGUUCACCUGAAACAAAGUGGAUCGAUACAACUUCCGGAAUUUACAGCUCAGAAAAAUCUUCAAAUCUAUCAAUAACAACUGAUUUUUCAGAAAGCCUUCAGAAUUCUAAUACUGAAUCCAGGGAAAUCAAUGGAAUUCGUGAUGAAAGCAAUACUUUUGAGUCAAAAGCUUCUGAACCUAUUUCUUUGAAAAACUUAAAAAGGCGAUCACAAUUUUUUGAACAAGGGUCAUCCAGCUUUUCUUACAGUUCAUGGGUCUACCUCUGUGGAAGCUCCGAUUCUGUGGUGCCUGAUCUUCCGGUCCCGACCAUCAGUGCCCCGAGUCGCUGGGCAUGGGAUCCGGAGGAGGAGCGGAAGCGGCAGGAGCGGUGGCAGAAGGAGCAGGACCGCCUGCUGCAGGAGAAAUAUCAACGGGAGCAGGAGAAACUAAGGGAAGAGUGGCAGAGGGCUAAGCAGGAGGCUGAGAGAGAGAAUUCCAAGUACUUGAACGAGGAACUGAUGGUCCUAAACUCAAACAGCAUUUCUCUGGCCGCACGGGAGCCUGCCAUUGCCACCCGGGGUGAGGAGUCCAAGUCCCGCGAUAGGGAAGGAACCCGCGCCGAAGAGACGGGGCAGCAGCAGCAGGAGGAAGGAGCGAACGAGGACCAGGGAAAGACGCUGCAGGAACAGCUUGCCCUUGAGAGGGAGAGGAAGCUGAAGGAGCAGCAGGAUCAGGAAGAGCAGGAGCAGAAGCAGCGUCAGGCAGAAGCUGAGAAGCAGAAGCGCCAGGCGGAGGCUGAGGAGCAAAUGCGCCAGGCGGAGAGAGAGAGGGAAACAUCCAUCAAGAUAUACCAGUACAGAAGGCCUGUUGAUUCCUAUGAUAUACCAAAGAGAGAAGAAGAAUCUUCAGGUUUGCUUCCUAGUGACAGGAAUAAGUCCAGAUCGACCACUGAGCUGGAUGAUUACCCUGCAAAUAAAAAUGGAAGCAGUAGAUAUUUAGAGAGAAUUGGGAGCAAUAGCUCGUCACAGAAGAGCUCCAAGAAGGAACAAGCCCCGUCGGGAGCGGAGCUGGAGAGACAGCAAAUCCUUCAGGAAAUGAGGAAGAGAACAUCCCUUUACGAUGACAACAGCUGGAUCCGACAGCGCAGUUCCAGCAUAAAUAAAGAGCCCAUUUGUCUGCCUGGGAUUAUGAGAAGAGGCGAAUCUCUAGAUAACCUGGAUUCCCCAAGAACCAAUUCUUGGCGACAGUCCCCUUGGCUCAAUCAGCCUUCCGGGGUCUAUGCUUCCUCCUCUGUCCAAGACUUCAGUCGCCCCCCUCCUCAGCUGCUGUCCACGUCAAACCGAGCCUACAUGCGAAGCCCAUCCUCCAGCAUCCCCCCGCCUUCAGCCGGUUCUGUGAAGACCACCUCGCCCUCCCCUACACCACGCGGCCAUCCCCCCGCGCCUCCGCAGCCAGGCUCCCAGCCACGCAGCAGGUCGGUCAGUGGGAAGCGCGUGUGCUCCUACUGUAAUAACAUUCUGGGCAAAGGAGCUGCCAUGAUCAUCGAGUCCCUGGGUCUUUGUUAUCAUUUACAUUGUUUCAAGUGUGUGUCCUGUGAGCGUGACCUCGGAGGCUCUUCCUCAGGAGCCGAAGUCAGAAUCCGAAACAACCAACUGUACUGCAACGACUGCUAUCUCAGAUUCAAAUCUGGACGGCCAACCGCCAUGUGACCUAAGCCUGCACACGAAAGCGCUGUUGCAGAUAGAAGAGGAGGUGGUUGCUGCAGAUGUAGAUCUAUAAAUAUAUGUUGUAUGUCUUUUUCGCUCUCUUUUUUAAAAAAGAAUAACACUUUUUUUCCUGGCCUCUUUAGAUUACACCAGAGCAUUCUAAUCUUGGUAGAACACGUAUUUUUGUUGUUUAUUUAUAAGAAGGUAAUUACGCGUGGGGGAAAGUGCCGUAUUUUACUCGUUUUCAAAUUCAGCAUCGUUAAAGCACAAGAGAAAGAUAAGAACAGCAUAUUUUUUUUGAGGCUGAUAAUGAUCUUGUUUGACUUUCUAGUGGUGUUUUGAAGAGGGUUAUUUUAUUGGUUUUUUUUUUAAGGUUCUGAAACAUUAUUUGAAAUAGUUAAUAUAAAUAUGUAAUUGCAUUUGCUCUCUUUAUUGGAAUGUAUGCUAAAUUAAUGCAGAACCAUAUGGAAAAUUCCACUAAGCUCCACCUCCAAGUUUGCUUUCUGUAUCCUUCUUUUCAUCUAUGUAACAUUAUGAUUAAUUUUUUUUUAGCUUAUGUUAACAUUUUAUUUGCUUGAUGUGGGGAGCUCUGUUUUCUUCACCAGAAUUGUCCUAAGCAAUUCCCAGUAGAAAGCUGCUUCUUUUCAUUCAUGGAAAAUCUUCAUGCCAGAAGUAAGGCUUUCUGUUCCACUGCAUUUGUAAAUAAACUUGCUGAUGCAUUUAA